Molecule: messenger RNA, 1314 nt
Organism: Ilex paraguariensis (yerba mate)
Lineage: Eukaryota; Viridiplantae; Streptophyta; Magnoliopsida; Aquifoliales; Aquifoliaceae
Source: the annotation of a GenBank genome assembly
UCUCAUCUCUACAAUUACAUACCUUUGCUACCAUCUCUCCUCUCUAUACUCUCCAACCAUGCUGACUUGCACAAAUGGAAUGCCAAGUGAUCAGCAAGUGCUACAGUUCCAGAUGAAGGCUAAAAUUAAUAGUUCAAAGGAUGAAAGCAUUCAAAGGCGGUCGGCUAAUUACAAGCCAAAUAUAUGGAAAUAUGAUUACAUAGAGUCUCUUACAAGUGAAUACACGGCAGACACAUAUAAACAUGCAGAGAAGCUGAAAGAGGAAGUUAGGUUCACAUUCGUUGAAACCGUGGAGCCAUUGGCUAAGUUAGAGCUUGUAGACAGCAUUGGGAAACUAGGUCUAGCCACCCUUUUUGAGGAGGAAAUCAAGGAUGCCCUAGACAUGAUAAUGUGUCUUAAGGACAACAAUCUCACCAUAGAAGAGGAUCUCUAUGCUACUGCACUACGCUUUAGGUUACUUAGGCAAUAUGGCUACAAUGUUUCACAAGACAUAUUUAUCAGAUUCGUGGAUGAGACGGGUAAUUUUAUGCAAAGCACAACCACAAAUGUCAAAGCAAUGCUCGAGCUAUUUGAAGCAUCAUACCUUGCCUUAGAAGGUGAAAAAAUAAUGGACAAGGCCAGAAUGUUUUCUACUGAAAAUAUUAAGACUGUCAUUUCAAACUCGGACGUUUCGCUAGCCAAACAAUUGAGCACUGCGUUGGAGCUUCCGUUGCACUGGAGAUUGGAGUGGUAUAAUGUCACGAGAAACAUCCAUGAAUAUGGAAAAGUGGGUAACAUCAACUCCAAUUUGCUCAAGGUGGCUAAGCUUCAUUUCAACAUGGUUCAAGCCACACACCAAAAAGAUCUCAAGGAAAUAAUAAGGUGGUGGAGGAAUCUUGGGAUGGCAAGAAAUUUAAGCUUUUCAAGGGACCGAAUAAUCGAAAGUUACUUAUUUGCUGUGGGAGUCAAUUUUGAGCCUCAGUACAAACAUUUCAGAAAUUGGCUAGCCAAAGUCUGCAAGUUCAUAAUAACAAUUGACGAUGUUUACGAUGUUUACGGUUCACUACAAGAAUUAGAGCUCUUCACAAAGGCAGUUGAUAGGUGGGAUUCUGAGGAAAUUCAACAACUACCUGAGUGCAUGAAGAUUUGCUUCCAGGCUCUAUAUGAUACCACCAAUGAAAUAGCUUUUGAAAUUCAGAGAGUUAAGGGUGGGAAAUCAGUGUUACCCCAUUUACGAAAAGCGGUAACUAUUGUCUCAUGAUGUAAAAUUAUUAUUUGUCUAGACCUCAUUUGUCAUUGAAUUAGAGUUCUUAUUAAAACCAAUGCUUCUUCUCA